AACACAAGACUUUGCGGAAUUGACAAGAGGUCAACGAGGAAUUUUGGUGAUCAGAUCAGUCUUAAUCAACAAUCACACAUUCACACAAGCGAUCUGCAUUUCUUGCGUUAGCGUUUUCCGAUCAUGGCUUCUUCCCUCGCUUCAACUAUUGCCAGUACUGCCGGUGCUGCGGCUGGCAAUCAAAACAGGUAUGGGUGGUACGAUGGUUUCAGACUGACUGAAGUGCCUGAGAAUGGUGCUCGAUUCGCCUACGUCAAGUGCAAGGUGGCUAAUACAUUCCACAUCAAGAAGGUCUUCAAGAUUGACAACAACAAGACUUGGGCUGACUAUAAGCAGGUCCGAGAGCGCAUCUUCAGAGAGUGUGGUAAGCAGUGGGUGUGUGAGAGGCGCCUCUUCCUCUGCACCCCAGAUGCCAAAACUGUGGCCGAAACUGGCUUCCCAGCAGCCAAGGGUAGUGGCACCGUUUUCUCGGUGCUGCCAAACCAGUGUGAAGGCUUUGUCAGGCAGAGUGGUGCCAGAUCGGAUGCCUACGCCCUCCUCUGCAGGGUGGCUGUUGGGCAUCAAGGCCGCCAUUCUCAGGAUUCAGGCACCCAAGUCAGGGUCAUGAAUGAGCAACAGGCCUACCCUAGAUAUCUGAUUAUCUACUAAAGGAAUGUUACCAAUAUUUGCUGUGUAGCUGAUGAAGCUGAUUUGAUUUUUUUUCCUGUUUGAACAAAUAGUUAAACUGAAUUUCUUUCAUUGUUAAAAAUAACGGUGUAUGAAAAUUCGGAAAAUUCUGUCUGUGUCAGCCUGACACUGAAUUUUGCUUAUGAGUAAAUAAAAUUCCAAGAUAAAAUAAAUGCAUGUCAUCUUGAUGUGAAUUUAAAACCAAAAUAUUCGGAA
This is a messenger RNA of Cloeon dipterum, 882 nucleotides long. RefSeq lists its product as uncharacterized. The coding region runs from base 124 to 648 and encodes 174 amino acids. The transcript is spliced from 6 exons. The record is from RefSeq and is a predicted model, not a curated record. NCBI's taxonomy places the organism in Eukaryota, Metazoa, Arthropoda, Insecta, Ephemeroptera, Baetidae.